This is a messenger RNA of Eutrema salsugineum, 564 nucleotides long. RefSeq names its product abscisic acid receptor PYL11. Gene Ontology annotation, cellular component: cytoplasm; nucleus. Gene Ontology annotation, biological process: abscisic acid-activated signaling pathway. Gene Ontology annotation, molecular function: protein phosphatase inhibitor activity; abscisic acid binding; signaling receptor activity. The coding region runs from base 76 to 564 and encodes 162 amino acids. The transcript has a single exon. The record is from RefSeq and is a predicted model, not a curated record. Lineage: Eukaryota; Viridiplantae; Streptophyta; Magnoliopsida; Brassicales; Brassicaceae.
AAUCUUAUACGAGACGAAAACAUUUCAAAAGUUUAAAAUCGUGAAAAAUAAAAAAAAAAAACAAAAAAAAAACAAAUGAAAACAUUUCAACCACAUCAUCGUUGCUGUUCAACACUGGUACAAACCAUUGAUGCUCCAUUGCCUCUCGUGUGGUCAAUAUUACGUCGUUUUGACAAUCCACAAGCAUAUAAACAGUUUGUGAAGACGUGUGAUCUAAGCUCCGGCGACGGAGGAGAAGGCUCCGUCCGUGAUGUAACGGUGGUUUCGGGUCUUCCGGCGGCUUACAGCGUCGAGAGGUUAGAUGAGCUUGACGAUGAGUCUCAUGUGAUGGUGAUUAGCAUUAUUGGCGGUGACCACCGUCUCAUUAAUUAUCGGUCAAAAACGACAGCGUUUGUGGCGGCGGCGGAGGAGGAGAAGACGGUGGUGGUUGAGAGUUAUGUAGUGGAUGUGCCGGAAGGAAACAGUGAGGAAGAAACGAUGUCGUUUGCUAAUACAAUCGUUGGGUUUAAUCUUAAGUCAUUGGCUAAGCUCUCGGAGAAAAUGAUGGCUAACAAAAAGUUGUAA